AUGUCAACAAAACUAAAGAACAAGGGCAAUGACCCUCAGUUGUUCUUUUCUUCCGAGUCCGAAGAUGAGGUUCAAUUCGAGGAAACAGAGGACUCCGACAUGGAUGAGGAGGUGCCAACUACACGCCUGAUGGAGAAGGACUCUGACGAAGAGGAGCUUGAACGACUCGUCUUAGGCAAUGCCGAAAGCUUUAAGAAGAGACUUUUCGAAAGGGAUAUACUGGCAGACCUGGAAAAUCUUGAACAGGGCAAAGAGUUGCAACUCGCUGGAGGAAAUGAUGAGGCUACCUCGGACCUAGAGGGCAUGCAAGAUUCGGACCUCUUCAUGAUCGACACUGGCCGAUCUUCGGGUCCUCUGUCAAAAGUUGAUGGCAAGGAGAAACAUGUGGGCGCUCAGUCGGCAGACGUGCCCGCUUGGGCCGACAGUGACGACGAAAGGCUGGCUGUUUCUUUGGCUACCGCCUCGCGGCUGCGCAAACUCCGAAUUGCAGAACAGGAGGACGUCGUCACAGGAACAGACUAUACCGAGAGGUUGAGAAAGCAAUACCUUACGCUAAAUCCCCUUCCCAAGUGGGCGCAAGAAGCCCAGGGUCAUCGCAGCAAGCGCAGGAGACGGUCGUCGCAUGGUAGUGAGUCUUCAAGUGGCUUGAGUGCAGAUGAGGACGACCAAGGCGAGAUCACGGCACAGCCUCUCAACGAAUUCCUACGAGACGCGACACAACUAUCUCGCGCGGACAACUCCAAGUCUCAGCGCCUAAAGCCAGAGGUUCUUGACAUCCAGCGAACAAGAGAUAUUCCCGACAAGCAUCCUGGCCCCGUCACGACGAUAGCCUUCCACCCCAAGUUCCCGAUCCUCCUCUCCUCUGGCCCGUCUUCGCUCCUAUAUCUUCACCACCUGGACGCAACCGCACAUCCUACGCCUAACCCAAAGCUCACGUCGGUUCAAACGAGAAAUGUCGACAUUCGGCGAUCGGAAUUCCGCCUACCUUUUGGCGACAAAGUUGUGUUCGCCGGUCGUCGGAAGUGGUUCCAUACCUGGGACCUCGAAACGGGCCAGGUGCAAAGGAUUUCCCAGAUCCAAGGCCACCGUCUCGAGCACAGGACGAUGGAGCAUUUCCGUCUGAGUCCCUGCGGUCAGUACAUGGGUGUCAUGGGAUCUACCAGGAAGGGAGGCGGUGUUGUCAACAUCCUCAACGUUGCCACAAGCCAGUGGAUAGCGGGGGCAAGACUAGAUAGCCGAGGAGGUAUUGCCGACUUCGCGUGGUGGAGGAGCGGACAGGGCCUCACGAUAUUGGGCAAGAAUGGUCGAGUGGGCGAAUGGAGCCUCGCUACGAGGCGAUUCGUCGGUGUGUGGCGUGAUGAAGGCUGCAUCGGCGGCAUCGUCGUUGCGCUUGGCGGGAGCAGAGGGCCGGAACCGAUUGGCGAGGACAGGUGGGUCGCCAUUGGAUCCAACACGGGCAUCGUGAACAUAUAUGACCGGACGGAUCUUGUGCAGCCGGUGGAUGAGAAUGGAGGCUACACCCUGAACGAGCACCCUGAACCUAAGCGGCGGUUUGAGCAACUGGUUACACCCAUCACAAACAUCACGUUCUCCCCCGAUGGCCAGCUCAUGGCGUUUGCCAGCCGGCCGCAAAAGGAUGCGUUUCGGUUGGCGCACUUGCCCAGUUGCACGGUUUACCGCAAUUGGCCCACAUCGGACACGCCCUUGGGGCGCGUGACCUCUGUCGCUUUUGGGACGAAGAGCAACGUUUUGGCAGUUGGCAACGAUGCUGGCAAGAUACGGCUAUGGGAGAUUAGGCAUUGA
Molecule: messenger RNA, 1803 nt
Organism: Parascedosporium putredinis
Lineage: Eukaryota; Fungi; Ascomycota; Sordariomycetes; Microascales; Microascaceae
Source: the annotation of a GenBank genome assembly